AUGAACCAUCAUUUAGCAGUAUUCGGUGGAACCGGAUUCCUAGGUCAACAUAUUUGUAAAACAGCAAUUCAAAAAGGCUGGACGGUUACUUCAAUAAGUCGAAGAGGUAUGCCUAAUAGCGACCAACAUAAUGGAAAUAUUCAGAACUGGACACAAGAAGUAAAUUGGUGCAAAGGAGAUUUAAAUGAUCCAAUUUCUAUAGAAAAUCAUGUAAAAAGUGCAUCAGCAAUCAUAUAUUCUGUAGGAACCCUAUUAGAAAACAGAUAUAAGCGUUUUCUAUCUGGAAGAGAUAGUCUAUUUUCACUUUUUCAGUUGUCUCAAGAUGAAGAUUUAAGUUAUGAUAAGUUAAAUAGAGAUUUUGCAAUCCAGAUAGCAGAUAUGGCAUCUCAGAUGAAUAAAAACAUACCAUUUGUGUAUCUUUCAGCAGCAAAUACAUUCCCAGGUAUUCCUAGAAAAUAUAUUGAAUCAAAAAGAGAAGCAGAAGAUUAUAUAUGUUCCGUUCAAAAUAUAAGACCUAUUAUUAUGCGACCAGGUUUUAUAUAUUCCAAAGAAAGACCUAUUUCUUUACCCCUUGCAGGGAUUAUCGAUAUUACCUCUAAUAUUAGUAAGCUAUUUUGUAGAAAAAUAUCAUUUUUAGGUGCUGCAGGUGUAAAGCCUUUAAAAGUUGAAACUGUAGCAAACGCAAUAAUUCAAUCUAUUCAUGAAGAAUUUAAAGGUAUCGCAAGUGUAGAACAUAUUGAAAAAUUAGCUUCUGUACUACAAAAAACACGUUCAUGA
Molecule: messenger RNA, 777 nt
Organism: Pneumocystis murina B123
Lineage: Eukaryota; Fungi; Ascomycota; Pneumocystomycetes; Pneumocystales; Pneumocystaceae
Exons: 5
Coding region: 1-777 (258 amino acids)
Cellular component (GO): mitochondrion
Molecular function (GO): protein-containing complex binding
Source: RefSeq, a predicted model, not a curated record